AUGCGUUGGCUGCGGAAUUGGACCGUGGAGCUGGUCAUCGGGCCAGGCUGCACUUGCAAUCAGAAGAAGUUGACAGCGCACCAGAUCAGGUUUCUCCUACGAAAGGCAUCAACGCAGUCUGGCUUCCAGCAGCAGCUCAACGCUCUCCUGCCGGGUUACUGGGAUGCGCACGCUUGCCAAUUCUGGGGGUGCGAAUUUCGAAGCUAA
Cladocopium goreaui is the source of this 207-nucleotide messenger RNA. The record is from the annotation of a GenBank genome assembly. NCBI's taxonomy places the organism in Eukaryota, Dinophyceae, Suessiales, Symbiodiniaceae.